Vanessa atalanta (red admiral) is the source of this 383-nucleotide messenger RNA. Its product is annotated as cytochrome c oxidase subunit 7C, mitochondrial-like. Bases 82 to 294 code for a protein of 70 amino acids. NCBI's taxonomy places the organism in Eukaryota, Metazoa, Arthropoda, Insecta, Lepidoptera, Nymphalidae. Gene Ontology annotation, biological process: mitochondrial electron transport, cytochrome c to oxygen. The record is from RefSeq and is a predicted model, not a curated record. The transcript is spliced from 3 exons.
GUAAAAAAAAAAAUUCACUACUGCGACAGAAUAUCGAAUUUUCACACAUUUUGCUGAAAUAGUCUUACGAAAAUCAUCAAAAUGCUGGGUCCUUUAGCUCGUUCUUCCAACAAACUUGGAAGGAAUGUUAUGACAAAUUUCAUCAGGAACCACUCCCAUGGUGGAGUCCCUGGCGAGAAUCUGCCAUUUGACAUCUCCAACCGGUACAAGCUGACUGCUAUGUUCAUGGUCUAUGUCGGUUCAGGUCUUUCUGCUCCCUUCCUUAUUUGCCGCCAUCAGCUUCUCAAGAAGUAAAUAGUAACAUUGCUUUACAUGGACUGAAGCAUGUUUUAGGUAUAAGCUAGUAAACUGUGAAUUAAAUUAUAAUAUAAUGUUAUAAAUUA